Messenger RNA from Peronospora matthiolae, 1518 nucleotides. Lineage: Eukaryota; Oomycota; Peronosporomycetes; Peronosporales; Peronosporaceae. The record is from the annotation of a GenBank genome assembly.
AUGGCCGAGUCUCUCAGCAAGAAAUCACGCGUCACCGGCCCACUGACGGCACUUAACCUCCUGAAUGGCGCGUUCGUGCCGCCCGUGGAGGAGAAGUACAUUGACGUAAUCAGUCCAUCAACUGGCCAAGUGAUUGGCAAAUGCGCGUUGUCUAGUGACACAGACGUGCAGCAAGCGGUGGCAAAGGGCCAAGAAGCUUUUGCCCAGUGGCGGCGGACGACCGUUAAAGCUCGGGCCGCGAUAAUGUUCAAGUUCCAUGCGCUAUUGAAGCAGUAUCAAGAUGAGCUCGUGGACCUCGUCGUGCUCGAGAAUGGCAAGAACCGGACGGAAGCUCUUGCUAGUAUCGUGAAAGGCAAUGAAACAGUCGAGUACGCGUGCAGUCUGCCUCAAGUGGUGCAAGGACGCACUCUGCAAGUGUCGCGUGGCAUCACGUGCCAAGAAGUGCGAGAGCCGCUGGGAGUGGUGGCCUGCAUUGUGCCGUUUAACUUUCCCAUCAUGGUGCCCAUGUGGACGAUUCCAAUUGCCUUGACAAUGGGCAAUUGUGUGAUUCUGAAGCCGUCGGAGAAGGUUCCUUUGACAAUGAGCCGCGUUGCAGAGCUAUUGCUGGAAGCGGGCGUUCCUAGUGGAGUAUUCCAGAUCAUUAACGGGACGGCAGACCCAGUGAAUAGCUUGUGCGAUCAUCCCGGAAUCGCUGCCGUUACAUUCGUUGGAUCAAGUCACGUGGCGCAGCUCGUUGCUCGUCGAUGCCGAGCGCUGGACAAACGUGUGCUUGCACUAGGUGGAGCAAAAAAUCACCUGGUAGCUCUUCCGGAUGCAGACGCUGAUGUCGCUUCCAAGGAUAUCGUUGCAUCCUAUGCAGGGUGUGCAGGACAGCGCUGCAUGGCUGCAUCAGUUCUACUGCUCGUAGGAGACUGUUCCAAGCUGCUUGACACCAUCGUUGCAAAAUCAAAGGAGUUGAUUCGCGGGACCGGGGCUGGCCAGGUUGGUGCUCUCAUUGACGAUGCAUCAAAGUCUCGAGUGCUCAAGUACAUCAACGAGGCAGAAGCUACCGGUGUGAAGGUGCUCGUGGACGGCCGGUCGUGGGCCCAGCAGUCCACGGGGUUUUGGGUCGGCCCGACUGUGCUGCUCCACACGAACCCGAAAGAUGCCGCAAUGACGGACGAGAUCUUUGGUCCAGUGCUUAGUGUGUACUGCGUGAACUCUUUCGAUGAAGCGCUUCAGAUCGAGAAUGACAAUGAGUAUGGAAACGCGGCGGCGAUAUACACGUCGAAUGGCGCUUAUGCCGAGUACUUCCAGUCGCGUUUCCGUGCCGGCAUGAUCGGGGUCAACAUCGGCGUUCCCGUGCCUCGCGAGCCGUUCAGCUUUGGUGGCAUGUAUGGCACGAAAAGCAAAUUUGGUGACAUGGACAUCACGGGCGACGGUUGCGUCGAGUUUUUCUCUACGCGUCGCAAGAUCACUUCGAAGUGGAGCGCCGGCAAUACGUCGGGUGAUGCAGCGAACUUCAGCGGCCAGCUAUAG